Messenger RNA from Cygnus olor (mute swan), 5070 nucleotides. RefSeq names its product GATA binding protein 4 (gene GATA4). Gene Ontology annotation, molecular function: RNA polymerase II cis-regulatory region sequence-specific DNA binding; DNA-binding transcription factor activity, RNA polymerase II-specific; zinc ion binding. Gene Ontology annotation, cellular component: nucleus. Bases 482 to 1717 code for a protein of 411 amino acids. Lineage: Eukaryota; Metazoa; Chordata; Aves; Anseriformes; Anatidae. The transcript has 6 exons. Gene Ontology annotation, biological process: negative regulation of transcription by RNA polymerase II; positive regulation of transcription by RNA polymerase II; cell fate commitment. The record is from RefSeq and is a predicted model, not a curated record.
AGGGGGGGGGGGGUUUGAGCUGAUGGAUGGAGCCCGGUGGGAGAAGCUAAUUCCAAGCGGGAGCUAAAGCUUCUCCUCCGCAGGGACCAGGACUUCUUGCUGGGGGGGCUGGAAGCGGCGGCCGGACCUGCUGAAGGUGGGGAAGGUGGGCGGCGGGGAGGGGGGGGUGGAGGAAAAAAAAAAAAAAACAAAAACAAAACAAAAAAAAAACAACCAAAAAACCCAACAACAACAACGAAAAAAGAAAUUUAAAUUAAACUCGCCCCACCGACCGCAUUUUGGCCGGACCCCCCCCCCCCCCCGCCCCCCAAGGCGAGACCUCUCCGGCCGCCGCUCGCCGCGUCUCCAUCGGGGGAGAAGGGAGUCGGGCUUCGGGGUUUUGUUUUUUUUUGUUUUUUUUGUCACCCCGCUCCCCCGUCGUCGUCGUCGCUCUGGAUUGUGCCCGGGGAGCCGGUCGGGGUUUGGGGGGGCCCGCGGCGAGAUGUACCAGAGUUUAGCCAUGGCGGCGAACCCCGGCCCCCCGGCCUACGAGGGGGCAGGUGGCUUCAUGCACAGCGCGGCCGCAGCGUCCCCCGUCUAUGUGCCCACCACGAGGGUCACCUCCAUGCUCCCCAGCCUGCCGUACCUGCAGAGCGGCGGCUCUUCCCAGCAAGGCAGCCCCGUCUCCAGCCACUCCAUCUGGACUCAACCCGGAGCCGAAAGCGCCGCUUACAACCCCGGAUCGUCCCACCCGCCCGUGUCACCUCGGUUCUCCUUCUCCACCAGCACCCCCAUCCCUGCCACCUCUUCCCGGGAGGCCGCGGCGGCUUACAGCAGCUCCUUGAGCCUUUCUGCUAACGGGAGGGAGCAGUACGGCCGGGGCUUCGGCGGCUCCUACUCCAGCCCGUACCCCGCCUACGUGAGCCCCGAAAUGGCCACCACCUGGACUUCUUCGCCCUUCGACAGCCCCAUGCUCCACAACCUGCAGAGCCGAGGGACGCCCGCGGCCGCCCGGCACGCCAACAUCGCAGAAUUUUUUGAUGACUAUUCCGAGGGGCGAGAGUGUGUCAACUGCGGGGCCAUGUCCACCCCGCUCUGGAGGAGGGACGGCACGGGGCACUACCUCUGCAACGCCUGCGGGCUCUACCACAAGAUGAACGGCAUCAACCGGCCCUUGUUCAAACCCCAGAGGAGGCUGUCGGCCUCCCGCCGCGUCGGCCUCUCCUGUGCCAACUGCCACACGACGACGACCACGCUCUGGCGCAGAAACGCCGAGGGAGAGCCCGUCUGCAACGCCUGCGGGCUCUACAUGAAGCUCCACGGGGUUCCACGGCCUUUAGCGAUGAGAAAAGAGGGCAUUCAAACAAGGAAGCGUAAGCCGAAGAACCUUAACAAAACAAAGACGCCAGCAGGUCCAUCCAGCAGUGAGAGUCUUACCCCGACCACCAGCUCCACCAGUAGCAGCAGCAGUGCCACAACCACCGAGGAAAUGCGCCCCAUAAAAACAGAACCAGGGCUCUCAUCUCACUACGGGCACCCCAGCCCCAUUUCUCAGGCAUUCUCAGUCUCUGCCAUGUCUGGACAUGGAUCUUCAAUUCACCCUGCGAUUUCAGCCCUGAAGCUUUCCCCGCAGGCUUACCAGUCAGCCAUCAGCCAGUCUCCACAAACCAGCUCCAAACAGGACUCCUGGAACAGCCUGGUCUUAGCUGAAAACCAUGGGGACAUCAUAACUGCAUAACCUGGUCUUCCACCCAGAGACUUCAGGCUGACCGGCUUGAGAGACAAAGAAGAUGCCACGUAAUAAUCAAGUCAAUGUCGUUCCCCACCUCCCCUGCUCUCCUGCCUUCUCUCCCCUUUCGAGAUGUUCCAGCAAAGAGGUAAAGAGGACUUAUUUGAGGUGUAGGAGAGCUCUUACAAAAGAGACCAAGACUCAAAUCUCAAAGUAACUGAUGGAUUUGAAGCCUUUCCCCCCUUUUCAACAAGCCUCUCUUUAUUAGAUUGUCACCACCUUCUACGAAAUAGCCAGAAACAGAAAGAUGGACAAAGCUUUGGGGUUUUAUUUAAAAACAUUUGCCAUUUGAGACUUAGACAAUGGUGGCACAGAGACGUUUUUUUCUUCUGUCACCAUCCAUUUGUUUCCCGACCAGAGGAAAUGCCGUCACCUUCUCAUGACUGAAAUUCAGUGAUCUUCCACCAAAUGGAGCCAGAUCCAGAACAGUUUGGUGAACAGACUGCAGGAGACAUGCUGUGGUGUCUUUAGUGGAUUUGAUAUGAUCUAGGGCAGAGGAAAAAGAGGCCCCCCUCCUCAUCCUCAGCUCACGUACCUAGAGCAUUACCUUCAUUCUCCUAGAUGGUCUGGAAACCUGAUGAAUGUCCGUAUUUAAUAGUAACUCCUUUCCUAUUUAUCAUUACAAUAUCAUGUGUUUCCAAAAGGUUGUUGUCAGAGCCUGGAGAAGGUCUGUCUGAAAUCAAAGGGGGAUUUUGGAAGGAGAAACCUUCUGGAAGUGGGUAGGGGAGACCCACAUUGGUCAUCGAAUCCUGGAGGAAAGUGUUGGGCUUUUCCUUACAAAUAGCUACAGGCCAGGCUUAGAGAUUAUUGUAGAGCACAGCAAGUGAAAGUUGCUCUUUAACGCUGCUGUGCUGUCAUUUUUCAGACAGUUAAUUUAAUUAUUUUGCAUACUUCUCUGUUGUUUUUGAUGUCAUUGAUGAAGUCCUAUUGUCAUUUAUCUGUUGUUGUACUGUGAGUGCCCACUUUGCCCCUAGCAGCUGGCUCGUGACCAUUUUCCGUGUCCAACCCUUAAGGAUUUCACCUUUCACAACAAGAAAACCCUUCAGCCUUUAAUGGACGCAGGCAGGAGCCAUCUUCUUUACCAAGCACGUGCAUAGACUUGCUUGCCUGCAAGAGGAGCCUAACUCCAUUCAUACACAAGUGUUAAACUCAUGGUUUUGCUUACCCGUAAGGCUCUCAGCAACCGGGGAAUCAUAGAAAAUGGAGCUGGGAGAGAUGCUGAGAGGUCGCUGACUCAUUCCCUUGUCCCGAAGGGAUCAAUUCUAUGUAACGUAGCCCUGGCUGCUCUUCCUCCAGCAAGUGCUGAACAAAAUCCAGCACUGCACACACCACAGCUCCCCUGUGCCGUCUAAGUGCUUCACCAGAUGCUGGCCAGGAUGUUUUCACUGGCAUUUCCAAGGAGGGAGAGCUCUGCCUGAACAGGCAGAGAAUUUCUGGGAGACCGCAUCCUACGAGAUUCUCCACUCUUGUUUUUGUCCACUCCCAAACUCCGUCACUCUUCUUCUCGCCUUCCAAGCUCUUCUCUUUCCUCCCUGCAUCCUCAACUUGACUAUGGAACGACCAAGUGCUACCCGGAUGAGGGAUCGUGUAUCCUCCCGAAAUGUGCUGAAGGGUGUAAGGUGCCAUCCUCUGGCUUUCACUCUUUACCAUUCCCUCAAGGAGUGUUUCCGACCAAGUACCAAGAUACAGGGCUUGGCAAAGAGGAAAGCCACAUACACGGUUGAAGCAAAAGCAUGACUUGUAUUUGUUUGAACUCUCCAAUUUCCUCCUGAUGGUUGAAAAUCUUCUUUAAGGAGAAGGAUUCAACUGGACUGGUCACGACAGAGACUGGGAAUGGAGUCACAGCAGAGAGCUGGGCCCCUCCACAAUCCCUGUAGUUGCUCAGAUUUGCAGGGGUUUGGAGGGGUGACAGAGCCUUUGCACUCCCUGGAGGAGGACACAGCGAUGCCACAGGGAUGGCUGGAUGCUGUUUGCACCUUGAGGCUCCUCUGUGAGCAUCCCCAUACGAAGUGUGGUCCUCCCGUUGACAAGAAGUGCCCUUCACUAGCUCAUGGGAAUGAAGCCGACAAACUGGGAACUUUUUCCAUCCCCCACAAGAUGCCCCCAGAGUUUGCACUCUGACCCAUGGAGCUAAUGUAGGGUCUAACCUCGUUAGUGUGUUAACUACAGGCAUUCAGUGAAACAUGAAUAAAAUGUUACCCUGAAAAUCUGUGAUUCUGCUGAGGCCAGUAGCCUGCAAAGAGGCCAGAAAUAGCACCUAACAAAUAUGAAUUUGGGGUGAAAACGUUAAGGUCUGUCUCCCCGGGCAUGCAGGUCUUUAGCCAGCCUGCUCCUUGCCCUAUAUUCCUUUGCACCUGGCAGUUGAGGUCCCUUGGGGUCUUGCUGUGAAUUCUUCUCUGUGACACCGAAGCACCCCAGAUGUGCCUCUUGGCAACGCACACACCUGAGAUACCUAAAACCACCCUGCACAGCCCGAGGAGGAGGGAAGCAGGUGGCCUCCUGGAGAGGAUCUAAGGCGCAGACCAAACACACGCAGCGUUUCUCUCCAUGCUGAUGCUCCCGAGGGCUUUGUCUGCUUUGCCCCGUCGCUGUGCUCCUCCUACUGCCCUCAAAGCCAAAUUCCCUGGCUGAAAUUCUCUCCUGCCCUUAAACCACACUCCUAGGUGCCACAGAGGAGUCUGCCUGCAAAGCAAGGUGGAAAAACCCUGCAAGACAUAAGCCUGGUAGUCCUCUGGCUCAUGUCCCUUUAGGUUAUCUAAAUGACCAUGGCACAAUUUGGUUGACUGCCUCUCCGCUUCCCACAAAGCCUUAAAAAAUGGAUGUUGAAACACAGCGAAGAGCAUUUACAUGGACCUAGAUAACAAGAUGUCUGCUUUCAAAAGGUGAGGCUCCUUUACACCACCAGCAGCUGAUGUUUCAGAUGCGCCUGGGAUUGUCACCACAGGACGACAAGCACCAGAGGUGACCUGUGAAGGGAUUCGCACAGGAUGAGGGAAGGAAACCACCAGGAGAUUCAGCUCGUUCUAGUCAGAGGGGCGACUUACAAAUUUCAGGGUUACAUCUGAGCUCUGCUUUCCUUCAAGUGAUGGGGGAGGCAUUCAGAGCCUGCUUUGCUAAUGAAAUUAGAUACAAUUAGCAGAGGCAAUACGACAAGACAAUUAUUGCUGUUAUUUGUUCCAUUGCGGCGUGGCUGGAGGUCCUGCUGAGGACCAUGAGCAGGGGGUUGGACCAGAUGACUUCCAGAGGUCCCUUCCAACCUCAACCCUUCUGUGACACCAGGAUGGGUCCUACACAAACAGAAC